Molecule: messenger RNA, 3195 nt
Organism: Sinocyclocheilus anshuiensis
Lineage: Eukaryota; Metazoa; Chordata; Actinopteri; Cypriniformes; Cyprinidae
Gene: fynb
Product: FYN proto-oncogene, Src family tyrosine kinase b
Exons: 13
Coding region: 244-1875 (543 amino acids)
Biological process (GO): protein phosphorylation
Molecular function (GO): protein binding; ATP binding; protein tyrosine kinase activity
Source: RefSeq, a predicted model, not a curated record
GCUGCCGCUGCGCCAUCAUCAGCAGCCAGCCGCUCGCAGCAGUGAAUAAUAUCCGCUGUUUACUCUCCGUUCCGUGAUCGCCUGCUAUUCUUUACACCAUCACGGAUAUCUUUGUGAGUGGUUUGUGUACCAUGGAAAACAUCAAGACAGGACUUUAGGCUGUUAGCUGGGAUUCUCUUCUGAACACAAAGCAAUGUGGAGGAAAUAAGGGUCGUGCUGUGCUUUGAAUACAGAUCAUAGAGGAUGGGCUGUGUGCAGUGUAAGGACAAAGAGGCUGCUAAGUUAACCGAGGACCGGGACACCAGCUUGUCUCAGAGCGCAGUAGGUUAUCGGUAUGGCGUCGACCCCACACCACAGCAUUACCCCAGCUUCAGCGCGGUCACUGGGGUCACCGCUAUUCCCAACUACAACAACUUCCAUGGCGCUGGGGUCACGCAGGGUGUGACAGUCUUUGGAGGGGUCAACACAUCCACACAGCAGGGAACGCUCCGCACACGAGGAGGCACAGGUGUGACUCUGUUUGUUGCUCUCUAUGAUUAUGAGGCCCGUACAGAAGACGACCUCAGUUUCAGGAAAGGCGAGAAGUUUCAAAUCAUCAACAGCACUGAAGGUGAUUGGUGGGACGCCCGUUCUCUCACUACAGGAGGAACCGGCUACAUUCCCAGCAAUUAUGUCGCCCCUGUGGACUCAAUCCAGGCUGAGGACUGGUAUUUUGGAAAGUUGGGCCGAAAGGAUGCAGAAAGGCAGCUUCUUUCUACAGGGAACCCACGUGGCACCUACCUGAUCCGUGAGAGCGAAACCACUAAAGGUGCCUUCUCUUUGUCUAUCCGGGACUGGGACGAUGUGAAGGGGGACCACGUGAAACAUUAUAAAAUCCGUAAACUGGACAGUGGAGGAUAUUACAUCACCACUAGAGCUCAGUUUGAGACGCUUCAACAGCUGGUCCAGCAUUACACGGAGCGGGCAGCGGGGCUUUGCUGUCGUUUGGUCGUCCCUUGCCACAAAGGGAUGCCAAGGCUCACUGACCUGUCUGUCAAAACCAAAGAUGUGUGGGAGAUUCCACGGGAGUCGCUGCAACUCAUUAAGCGCUUAGGCAACGGCCAGUUCGGGGAGGUUUGGAUUGGCACGUGGAAUGGCAACACUAAAGUGGCUGUGAAGACCCUCAAGCCGGGAACCAUGUCUCCAGAGUCCUUCCUGGAGGAAGCGCAGAUCAUGAAGAAAUUACGCCAUGAUAAACUAGUGCAGCUCUAUGCUGUCGUUUCUGAGGAGCCCAUCUACAUCGUCACUGAGUACAUGGGAAAAGGAAGUCUUCUAGAUUUCCUGAAGGACGGGGAGGGACGGGCACUCAAGCUGCCCAACAUCGUCGACAUGGCGGCCCAGGUGGCUGCAGGCAUGGCCUACAUCGAGCGUAUGAACUACAUUCACAGAGAUUUGCGCUCUGCUAACAUUCUGGUUGGUGAUAACCUGGUGUGUAAGAUCGCUGACUUUGGCCUGGCCCGACUCAUUGAGGACAAUGAGUACACUGCCCGACAGGGGGCAAAAUUCCCUAUUAAGUGGACGGCUCCUGAAGCAGCUCUGUAUGGGAAGUUCACCAUUAAAUCUGAUGUUUGGUCUUUUGGAAUCCUGCUUACGGAGCUGGUCACUAAAGGCAGAGUUCCAUAUCCAGGGAUGAAUAACAGAGAGGUACUGGAACAAGUGGAGCGUGGCUACCGGAUGCCGAGUCCCCAGGACUGCCCGAGCUCUCUUCACGAGCUGAUGGUUCAGUGCUGGAAGAAGGACGCAGAAGAGCGGCCCACCUUCGAGUACCUGCAGGCCUUCCUCGAGGAUUACUUCACUGCAACCGAACCUCAAUAUCAGCCCGGAGACAACAUCUAAACCCAGCCUCCUGGGCCCACCCUGAUCUCAUCCUCCCUGAGUCGUCUCAAGUGGCCUCGACUCCCUCCAGACCAGAGGCAUGUACAGCUUCAUGAGUUCACCUGAGCUCCCCUGCGGCUCCACACGCACUAGUCGCCUGAAGACUGAACCGUUUGCACAGACUUUGAGGGGUGUAAACACGAGCGAGCUGGGGAGGCCGACAGGGGGAAUUGUGGGUAAAGUUGGAAGGGGAGGAAGUGGAAAGUUGUGGCCAUAACCAUUAUAAUGAUAUGAAAUCAUGCCUGUAUUCAGUGUAAAUAUGAGAUGCUUGUUUAAGGUUUAUUUUUUAGUUUGUUUUCAUUCAGGGUUUUUUGUUUUGUUAUCCCCGCUCAUCUUUUUUGUGUUGCUUUGCAAAGAAGCAGUUUUGGCCGCGUUGAGGAACCCGUGGAACGAGUGUUGAAUUUGAGAAUGUUUGUGGUUUGUUCAUUUUCUCCUCUGCUGACGAGAUCAUGUUCCAAAUGGAGGAAUAAAAAUGCAAAGUCUUUAUUAUUCUAGUGGUUUUACCUGCAGAGGAAAUUGGUUUCUCACAAUUUCUUUAAUUUAUUUUUUGAUUGUUUUUACGUUGCUUAAGAUACUAAAUUGAAUUGACAUCCUCUCCAAAUUAUUAGAUGUUAACCUAAUGUAACAAAUCAUUAUUUUACACACAUUGUACAUUUUUGUGUUUCUAGCCAAAUGUUAAAGACUGCCAUACAUCAGCAUAUCUCCACAGAGAAAAUGCAUUGUAGGCUAUUGUCAGAAAAAAAGUAAAUAAAAAAUUGGACAUUUUUGGGGUACAACAGCAUGUCACUGGGGCAGUACCCUCAAAAGAACAACUUUGUACCUUAUCUACCUCUAAAAGGUGUGUUUUAGUAUCUUAAAGUAGUCAUAUGUACCUUUAAGGUACUACUACUGUUUAGGUCUAAGUAAUGUACAAAGUUGUCCUGCUGAGGAUUCGCUCUUGAAUUUGUUCAUGAUAUUUAGACAUGACAUUAUGGUGCCUUGGAAGCCAGUCUGAAACCAGUUUUCAGAAAUGUGGUUUGUUAAGUCAUUGACUGACUGGGCAGCGAGUAAGCAAAGCAGAUGUCUUUGGUUUCGGACACGGCCUCAUUCAAAUCAGAUCAGGUUCUAACUGGUCCCUAUCCUCAUGUGCCGUUUCUUCUGUUCUCCAUGGAGGACACUUUUAAAAUGUAUUUGUUUCAAUGUAUUUUAAUUCAUCUAGCAUAAAUCUAUAUGGAACUGUUUGGAUUUGGAUCAAGGGAACACUCCAAAGUACCAUUUCCCUCGUUGGUUUGUACAGUGCUC